GAUACAGGCUGCAGUUAUAAGUCUUCUCUCUGCCUCUCUUUCUCUCUGCACCCGCCCUCUCUUAUUUUGAUUCCAAGAAUCAUUUGAGGGGGGGGGUGUUUUUUGUUGUUGAUUCAAGUCAGCCUGUGCAUGUUUUCUUUAAUUGUCGUUAAGCAAAGGUCUAUUUUUCGCUAAGAAGAUGAACAAGCUGUACAUCGGGAACCUGGGCGAAAACGUGUGCCCUAUGGACCUGGAAAGUAUCUUUAAAGAGUCCAAGAUUCCUUUCACCGGCCAGUUUCUUGUGAAGACGGGAUAUGCUUUUGUGGACUGCCCCGACGAGAAUUGGGCUAUGAAGGCCAUCGAGGCACUUUCAGGUAAAGUGGAGCUGCAUGGUAAACUCCUAGAAGUUGAACAUUCAGUUCCCAAAAGACAAAGGAGUCGAAAACUUCAAAUCCGAAAUAUUCCACCACACUUGCAGUGGGAGGUCCUAGAUGGUUUGCUGGCACAGUAUGGAACUGUGGAAACCUGUGAACAAGUGAAUACUGACACAGAGACUGCAGUAGUAAAUGUAACAUACGCCAAUAAGGACCAGGCCAGGCAAGCAAUAGAAAAGUUGAACGGAUUCCAGCUUGAAAACUAUUCAUUAAAAGUUGCAUAUAUUCCUGAUGAAAUGGCAGCCCAACCACCUCCUCAGCAGCACUCUCAAGGUAGACGUGGAUUUGGGCAGAGAGGUCCUCCUAGACAAGGUUCUCCAGGUGCAGCAACAAGACAGAAACCACAGUCUGAUGUUCCAUUACGGAUACUUGUUCCAACCCAGUUUGUAGGAGCUAUUAUUGGAAAAGAAGGGGCCACAAUCAGAAACAUCACAAAGCAGACACAGUCAAAGAUUGAUAUUCAUCGUAAAGAAAAUGCAGGAGCUGCUGAAAAACCAAUCACAAUCCAUUCUACUCCAGAAGGAUGCUCAACUGCUUGUAAAAUUAUCAUGGAAAUAAUGCAAAAGGAAGCUCAAGACACUAAAUUCACAGACGACAUUCCUUUGAAGAUACUGGCACAUAAUAAUUUUGUUGGCCGACUCAUUGGUAAAGAGGGACGGAAUUUGAAAAAAAUUGAACAGGAUACUGACACUAAAAUAACAAUAUCUCCAUUGCAGGACUUGACACUAUAUAAUCCAGAACGAACCAUUACAGUUAAAGGCAGUAUUGAUACAUGUGCCAAGGCUGAGGAGGAAAUAAUGAAGAAAAUCAGGGAGUCAUAUGAAAAUGAUAUUGCUGCUAUGAAUCUUCAAGCACAUUUAAUCCCAGGGCUAAAUCUGAAUGCCUUGGGUUUAUUCCCACCUUCUUCUUCUGGGAUACCACCUCCCACAGUGGGUGUUGCUCCAGCCACUGCGUCCUCUUCAUAUCCUCCAUUUGGGGUAAUUCUAUCUCUUUUUAAUGAUUUGUAUCCCGCCUGUGUUUUCUUUGCUUUUGCAUUCCAGCAACAACCAGAAUCUGAGACAGUUCAUCUGUUCAUACCAGCCUUAGCAGUGGGGGCCAUUAUUGGCAAGCAAGGGCAGCACAUCAAGCAACUUUCUCGUUUUGCAGGUGCUUCUAUUAAGAUAGCACCUCCUGAAGGACCAGAUGCCAAACUGAGAAUGGUGAUAAUUACUGGACCACCCGAGGCACAAUUCAAGGCCCAAGGGAGAAUCUAUGGGAAACUUAAGGAAGAAAAUUUCUUUGGACCUAAAGAAGAAGUUAAACUUGAAGCUCAUAUAAAAGUGCCAUCUCAUGCUGCUGGUAGAGUUAUUGGCAAAGGUGGCAAAACGGUAAAUGAGCUUCAGAAUUUAACAAGUGCAGAAGUUGUUGUUCCUCGUGAUCAGACACCAGAUGAAAAUGAUCAGGUGGUUGUGAAAAUUACUGGUCAUUUCUAUGCAUGCCAGCUUGCCCAACGAAAAAUUCAGGAAAUACUGGCUCAGGUAAGAAGACAACAACAACAACAACAGAAAACAGCACCAAGUGGACAGCCUCAGCAGAGACGAAAAUAAAGGUUUAGUAAAAGACCCUUCAGAGACAGAUGCCAAACCAAAGAGAGAGAGAGAGACAGAGAGAAGACAGAGGAGAGAGAGAGAGACUAAAUUGUAAUGGACAGGUUAUGGGCACCUGUUGGAA
Molecule: messenger RNA, 2123 nt
Organism: Thamnophis elegans (Western terrestrial garter snake)
Lineage: Eukaryota; Metazoa; Chordata; Lepidosauria; Squamata; Natricidae
Gene: IGF2BP3
Product: insulin like growth factor 2 mRNA binding protein 3
Exons: 16
Coding region: 179-1999 (606 amino acids)
Biological process (GO): regulation of gene expression; nervous system development
Cellular component (GO): cytoplasm; cytosol; nucleus
Molecular function (GO): mRNA 3'-UTR binding
Source: RefSeq, a predicted model, not a curated record